Molecule: messenger RNA, 2776 nt
Organism: Sitophilus oryzae (rice weevil)
Lineage: Eukaryota; Metazoa; Arthropoda; Insecta; Coleoptera; Curculionidae
Exons: 14
Coding region: 1-2262 (753 amino acids)
Biological process (GO): positive regulation of kinase activity; multicellular organism development; protein phosphorylation
Cellular component (GO): signaling receptor complex
Molecular function (GO): ATP binding; transmembrane receptor protein tyrosine kinase activity
Source: RefSeq, a predicted model, not a curated record
AUGGCCCAAUACAGGGAAAUCGAGACUUGCCCAUCUCUUAAUUCACCCAACUUUGGUACAACACUGGAGAUCUCAGCUCUGGCCAUGCUACGGCGACCCAGCUUUGAACCAGAUGAACAACUGCUUACAUCUAAUGCGAAAAGAGCGCUCAGUCUUUUAGAUGUUUUGCAACAUUUUGUAAUAGAACCAAAAAUAAACCAUCCUGCCGAACCACCAACACAUGGAUGUAAAUACCACGUUGACUUGUUCACAGCUGCCGAUGAAGACAAUAAUGAGUGUUACAAACAAGCUUUAAGUUACGAAAUACCAGACUGUGUGGAUUCGGUAUGCAAAUGUGGAGUUGCAAUAUCACCAUUUCAACCUAAGAACAUCACACAAUUAAAAGAUAAUAUGUACAAAAUCGAGUUUGAGAAAACAGAACGAGUCAUAGAUAUAAGAUUGGAAGAUAUAUUCGAUCGCAUUCGAUAUAAGGAUGAAAGCGAUGGAAGAACAGAACUGAACAUUCCUAUCAAGCACAUAGAGUUCCUCAAUACAGAGGAUGCACUUGUGGUACCUUUUCAGUCGUUUCAGGAAGGAAAGUCAUACACAGUCGAUGUGGAGCUUCAACUGGACAACUGCCUAUAUCUCUUCCAAGAAAAAGUAAUUGUUCCUAUAGAAGAUGAAACUGAAACAAUCAAGCACAAGAUUAUUUAUAUGGGAGUGUCAUUGGUACUACUUUGUGUGGUGGUUUUUUAUAUAUUACUAAGGCAGAAACCUCAACUAGUAAGAGAGUUGAAGAAAUAUUUACCGUUUCUACCCUCAGCGCAUGAUUUGCCAGUGCAUGCAUCAGAUGUGGGACCAAAAAUAGCUAAGGAACUGGUCAAUUCCCAAUACACACCACUAGAAUUUAUCUUGAAUGCCCAUAAAUUCGAUACCUAUGAAUUUCCAAGGAACAAAGUUAUCAUUAGGAAUGAAAUUGGAGGUGGAGCUUUUGGCAAAGUUUAUAAGGCGGAAGUUUACGAGCUUUAUGGCAAACCUGGAUAUUCUAUAGCAGCAGUUAAGAAGCCAAUAGAAAAUGCUCCACCCGAAGAAAUAUCCGAUUUCCUACUUGAAAUCGAGACGAUGAAAAAGAUAGCCGACUCGGGCGGCCACAAGAACGUCAUCCAAAUCCUGGCCUGCGUAACUAUGGACGUUCCCUACAUGAUGAUCAUGGAGCUGGCACCUUGCGGUUCACUUAAAGGCCAUUUAUCUAAUUUGCGAAAGGAAUGGGAAAAGAGAAAGAAGAAAAAUACUCCACGUCAUUUUUUCCCCGACAAUAUGGUGAUAGAAUGUUAUUUGCCAGAAGAGAAUUUACCAGCUACCCAACCAACUGAAAAAUUAAAAUACAGUGAUUUGACUUUUGGAAGUCGCGACGAAGAUAUAGAAAGUUCUGGAACGGACUCCUACAUCACACCAGAAACUCCAAGAUCUAUUCCGAGUACACCGGGAUCACCUCACGUGCCACCCAUUCGACCUACCGUACGGAAGAAGCCACUGAGUUUACCUAAAAGGCGCAAUUCAAGAACACCAAAAAGUACAGAGGUAGUACAGGGUAGUCCUAAUACUCCGGAGUCUGUAAGCUCUACAGGCUUGCCAUCAGGCACAGAAACUGUUACAACAUUUUUGGAGUCUCCUGUUACGCCACUGAUACACAUAAGUGAGGAGGAGGAGGAUUGUGUCAAACCCGUUCUAGAUAGUAGUGAAUUGCAGAAUUUUUCCAUGCAAAUUGCCAGCGGUAUGGCGUAUUUGGAAAGUAUAAAAAUUACUCAUCGCGACUUGGCAGCCAGGAACAUUCUGAUAAACGAGAACAAGGUUCUGAAAAUAUCAGACUUCGGCAUGGCCAGGAUAGGGGUGUACGUGAGCAGCGCCCAAAAAAGACAACCAUUGCGCUGGAUGGCGCCGGAAGCGCUCGAGAGCAGGAUGUGCGACAACAAGACUGACGUUUGGUCCUUUGGAGUCGUUCUGUGGGAAAUUGCAAGCCUGGGUGCUUUUCCCUACAAAAACCUAAGCAAUGAAAGCGUAAUUAUCCACAUUAAAGAAGGUAAAAGACUGGAAAGACCCCAAACGUGUACAGACCAGGUUUACAACCUCAUGAAAAAAUGCUGGCAGCAGCAUCCAGAUGAUCGGCCAACUUUCGAAGAUAUUUCCAGAGAAUUGGAUCCAACCAGAGGAAAGAUAUACGUGGAUUUCAGCAAAAUAUCGCCCAAAUAUAUAUUCCCUCCAGCACAGGAAGCAGUGGAUUAGCACGACAAUAGAUGAUAAGUUAGGUUAUGAUUGAACUAGAGUUCUUUGGGACCCAAAAAUCUAUAUAAGAUUUUAUAUAAGUUGAACAUACCAAUAAUACAGGUACUAAUAAUGGGAUAUGACAAAGACUUACGACAUAUAGUCCUAAUAAGAUGUCUAUGAUUUUUUUCAUAGCAAAGUGGCAAGUCAGAGAAAUAGAAUUAGUUAAAUGAAUAAAGCUUGAUUUUCAUGCAUCCCAUAUUAAUUUUAUUGGUUGAAUUUAAAAGCUUCGAUUGGUUAACUGUUUCUAACCAAUCGAAGUGCUUAAAUUCAACCAAUAAAAUUAAUAUCGUAUCAUCGUAUCGUCGGACAACGGAUGCAUGAAAAUCAAACUUAAACGGCGCAGAAUAUUUCAUAUUAAAGUAUGAAUUUAUUUGAUGUCAGAAUUUAGGUUUUGUUUUACGGGGAACUUAUACCUAAGUGCUGGUAUUUUGUACAGGGUGAGUCAACUAUAAAGUCCAUUAUCUCAUUUGUU